GGAGGUCCUGCUUAGAGCUUUUUGGACUCCUGUCUGGAGUUUCAUACUUGAGGAGAAACGCGAGAGAGGGCAGUUUGUACUCAUUACAUGUAGUUUUAUGCGAUUCUGUGUCGAGAAGUUUGGGCUUGCCUGCCGGGAUGUACACGGCGGGACUCAAUCCGUUUUACGCAUCGAACUUUAGCCUUUGGACCGCGUACUGCUCGAGCGGUUUUGGGGUGGACAGCAUGAAGAAACCCUCGUUCUGCAUCGCUGAUAUUCUGCACGUUGGAGAUGCUGAGAACAUCCCCGGUUCGUCUUCGCUUAUGGCUCACAUCGGGGCCCGGGGAUCCCCGUUACGCCCGUCCCCGGUCACUCCAAGCGCGUCCGCGUAUCACAUGCACGGAAUACACUUUACAUCCAGAGCCGCGAUGCACGCGCAAUCCGCGCCUCCGCUCUCCAGCAAAGACCUCAAGUUCGGGAUCGAUCGGAUAUUAUCCACAGACUUCGAGCCGAGGGGAAAAGAAUCGCUAUCACUGAGAGAUCUCACAUUGAUUGUUAGUCCGAAUCGGCAGUCAGCAGUCCAUGUGUCUGCCAGCCCUUACUUCGCGUCCAUGAGCGAAACCUCCUCCAUGAUGGGUUCAAUAAGCAAUGCCGCGAGGCAAUCAGGGCAACAUCAGUUUCAAGACACCUUCCCAGGGCCGUACGCGGUGCUUUCAAAAGACACAAUGCCACAGACUUACAAGAGGAAAAGGUCGUGGUCCAGAGCCGUGUUCUCCAACCUCCAGCGGAAAGGCCUCGAGAAGCGCUUUGAAAUCCAGAAGUACGUCACGAAACCGGACAGAAAACAGCUGGCUGCGAUGCUGGGCCUCACCGACGCACAGGUCAAAGUUUGGUUCCAGAACCGGCGGAUGAAGUGGAGGCAUUCCAAAGAAGCGCAGGCGCAGAAGGACAAAGAGAAAGAGCAGACGGAUAAAUCCGCGACCGAUACCGAAGCCAAAGAACGCGAGGACUCCGAGUGUGAAAGCGAACCGAGCGAGUCCGAAUCCGAGGACGGAGCGGAGGACAAAAGCGACGUGGACAUUUCUGACCUCAACAAAGCCAGUGUGAUUAUUCCCGGAGCUCUCGCGGUCAGCACGCACGACACAUGCAGCACAGACUCCACGACAGAGCCGAGCGCGUGAGCAUCUGAUGGACGUCAGUUAAGCGGCUCGCGGACAGAGCGCGCGCGCGCGUGCACACACGAGCCAUCGUUUCUUUGUGAAACAGACCCUUCAUGACCCUUGAGAGAGGACAGCAGCGACCACUCGACCUUCAUCAGACGAUUUGGGAAUUGAAUGUUCAUCAAUUAAGACGUUGAUAAACGUGACUGUAUUAUAUUUGGUCUGUAAGUAUUUGCACUGAAAAUGUAAAUAAACGUUUGUUACUAAUA
Messenger RNA from Carassius gibelio (silver crucian carp), 1408 nucleotides. RefSeq names its product H2.0-like homeobox protein. Bases 138 to 1160 code for a protein of 340 amino acids. The record is from RefSeq and is a predicted model, not a curated record. The transcript has 4 exons. NCBI's taxonomy places the organism in Eukaryota, Metazoa, Chordata, Actinopteri, Cypriniformes, Cyprinidae. Gene Ontology annotation, biological process: regulation of DNA-templated transcription. Gene Ontology annotation, molecular function: sequence-specific DNA binding; DNA-binding transcription factor activity, RNA polymerase II-specific.